AUGCCCUCAGACAAAGCCGCCUACCUAGCAGCCCAUUACCUCUCCACCGACCCGCCCAACAAAUCCUCCUCUUCCACCUCCAAAAAACGCAAGCGCAAGAACAAAUCAGCAGAAGAUGGCCUCAUUAUAGCCGACGACGACGACACCUCUUGGGCCCAAGCCACAAAACGCGAUUCUGACGAUGACGAUUUCGAUGGUCCCGUGCUCGCUGCGGUGGUAGUAUCAGCUGAUUUUCGCAAAGCCAAAAAAUCCGGAUGGAAAACCGUCGGCUCUUCAUCAGCCUUCACAAAACAGGCCACAACAAGUACCACGACAAAUUCCACAAAGGAGGACAUAGACGCCGCGGCGGCCGCCGAUGCGAUCCUAGCGCAAACAGCUGCCGAAACAGCGGCACUGGCGCGCGAAGCGGGCGGGGAUGAUGAAGUUCUCGUCGUCGACACCACAACGGGGGCAACGGCCCUCACGCGGUCGCACCAACCGGCCGAAACAGCCACGCAAGCACCCAUCAUGUCCAACGGGACGCACGCGGGACUACAGUCCGCAUCCGCCAUCACUGCUCAGUUAAAGGCUCGCCAAGAAGCCGAGCGUCGCGAGUUGGAGAGGAUCCGAGCCGAACGCGACCAGCAGCAUCCGGAAGACCAGGAGGAGCUAGUGUUGCGCGACGCCACCGGUCGACGAAUCGAUGCUUCCAUGCGACGUGCGGAAGCGCGCAGACAACAAGCCGAAGCUGAACGCAAGGAAGCAGAAAAGAAACGUGCCCUCAAGGGCGAAGUCCAACUCGAGCAAGCGCGGCGGAGGAGGGAAGAACUAGAAGAAGCCAAACUGAUGCCUCUUGCCCGUUCCAAAGACGACGAACAACUCAAUGCCGAACUUAAGCAGCAGGACAGAUGGAAUGAUCCCAUGGCGCAGUUCCUUGCCCCGGAAGAAGUCAAGGUAAAGGGAAGGAGAAAAGAGACGGCGGGGAGGAGACCGACGUACAAAGGACCGGCACCGCCGAAUCGGUACGGCAUCAAACCGGGCUAUAGGUGGGAUGGAGUGGACAGGAGUAAUGGAUUUGAAGCAGAACGGUUCAAGGCGAUUAAUCGGCGGGAGAGGAACAAAGGCUUGGAGUAUGCUUGGCAGAUGGAUGAGUAGUUUCUCCACCCAACAUGGGAUUGCUCUAGAAGGGUUACGGUGAUGGUG
Molecule: messenger RNA, 1182 nt
Organism: Neurospora tetrasperma FGSC 2508
Lineage: Eukaryota; Fungi; Ascomycota; Sordariomycetes; Sordariales; Sordariaceae
Exons: 1
Coding region: 1-1134 (377 amino acids)
Biological process (GO): mRNA splicing, via spliceosome
Cellular component (GO): RES complex; U2-type spliceosomal complex
Molecular function (GO): RNA binding
Source: RefSeq, a predicted model, not a curated record